Messenger RNA from Ochotona princeps (American pika), 1467 nucleotides. RefSeq names its product glutamate-ammonia ligase (gene GLUL). The record is from RefSeq and is a predicted model, not a curated record. The coding region runs from base 221 to 1342 and encodes 373 amino acids. Gene Ontology annotation, molecular function: glutamine synthetase activity. Lineage: Eukaryota; Metazoa; Chordata; Mammalia; Lagomorpha; Ochotonidae. The transcript has 7 exons. Gene Ontology annotation, cellular component: cytoplasm.
GCGGCCGGGACCAGGCGCGCGGGGCGCUGGGCGCGCAAGGUGGAGUCGCGCUUCUCCCCCGGGGCCGGGAAGCGGGGGUCGGGCCCGUGCCGCAAGGCCGCGGACGAAGAUGAGGACGACGGAGGCCCGCGCUCCUCCGAGUCCCCAUCCAACUGCUUCGGCUUUGUGGCCUACUCGGUGAACUCGGGGGAGAGGGCGCGCGCCAAGGACGCCAUCUACCAUGAGCACCUCGGCCAGUUCCCACCUGAACAAAGGCGUCAAGCAGGUGUACAUGGGCCUGCCGCAGGGGGAGAAGGUGCAGGCCCUGUACAUCUGGAUCGACGGCACCGGGGAGGGGUUACGCUGCAAGACCCGCACGCUGGACAGCGAGCCCAAGUGUGUGGAAGAGCUCCCUGAGUGGAACUUUGAUGGGUCCAGCACCUUCCAGUCAGAAGGCUCCAACAGCGACAUGUAUCUCAUCCCUGCCGCCAUGUUCCGCGACCCCUUCCGCAAGGACCCCAACAAGCUGGUGUUUUGUGAGGUCCUCAAGUACAACCGGAAGCCUGCAGAGAGCAACCUGCGGUACACAUGCAAGCACAUCAUGGACAUGGUCAGCAGUCAGCACCCGUGGUUUGGAAUGGAACAGGAGUACACGCUCAUGGGCACCGACGGGCACCCCUUCGGCUGGCCUUCUAACGGCUUCCCCGGGCCGCAAGGUCCCUACUACUGUGGCGUGGGCGCCGACAAGGCCUACGGCCGAGACAUCGUGGAGGCGCACUACCGGGCCUGCCUCUACGCGGGCAUCAAGAUCGCAGGCACCAACGCCGAGGUCAUGCCUGCCCAGUGGGAGUUCCAGAUCGGGCCUUGUGAAGGCAUCCACAUGGGGGACCACCUCUGGGUGGCCCGCUUCAUCCUGCACCGUGUGUGUGAGGACUUUGGAGUGAUAGCGACCUUUGACCCCAAGCCCAUCCCUGGCAACUGGAACGGCGCGGGCUGCCACACCAACUUCAGCACCAAGGCCAUGCGUGAGGAGAACGGGCUCAAGCACAUCGAGGAGGCCAUUGAGAAGCUGAGCCGGCGGCACCAGUACCACAUCCGUGCCUAUGACCCCAAGGGCGGCCUGGACAACGCACGCCGCCUCACCGGCUUCCACGAAACCUCCAACAUCAACGACUUCUCAGCUGGGGUGGCCAACCGCAGCGCCAGCAUCCGCAUCCCGAGGGCUGUGGGCCAGGAGCGUCGGGGCUAUUUCGAGGACCGCCGACCGUCAGCCAACUGCGACCCAUUUGCCGUCACCGAGGCGCUGGUGCGCACCUGCCUGCUGAAUGAGACGGGCGACGAGCCCUUCCAAUACAAGAACUGAGCGCCCCUGGCCGCCUGCUGUAGCCCUGUGCAAUAGCUGUGCUGCUCCUCAGCCCUCCUGCCUGUUUGCUGUCUUUGGCCAGGAGCCAGGGGGUGGGGCCUGCCCGCACCUGCCCCCUCUCCUGA